Cimex lectularius (bed bug) is the source of this 838-nucleotide messenger RNA. Its product is annotated as dynein light chain 1, axonemal-like. Gene Ontology annotation, molecular function: protein kinase binding. The transcript is spliced from 5 exons. Gene Ontology annotation, cellular component: cytoplasm. NCBI's taxonomy places the organism in Eukaryota, Metazoa, Arthropoda, Insecta, Hemiptera, Cimicidae. The coding region runs from base 118 to 804 and encodes 228 amino acids. The record is from RefSeq and is a predicted model, not a curated record.
ACAUAUGUUUAUUUCUGGCAUUAUGAAAAUACUUCUAAGAAAUACUUUUUUUUAUACUAGAAUAGGUCUACUGAAGCAAAGUAUUAUUUAAAAGUACAACUUUUUGUCAAACUAUAAAUGACUACAAUUAAAGAAGCGAUAAAACGUUGGGAGGCUGCAAACCAAAGGCCAAUCAAAGAUGAAGUCGAGGUUGGUUUCCAGUUUCAGAUGCCACCAAUUGAAAAACUUGAUAACAAUCUAAGCAUGUUGGAAAAUUGCGAGAAACUGUAUUUAUCAUCAAAUCUUAUGGACAAACUCUCUGGACUUCCUCGUUUGAAACACCUUAAAAUUUUAUCAGUUGCCCGAUGCAAACUGUUGACUUUAUCAGGAAUUGAGCAUGUAAAUGAGACAUUAGAGGAAUUAUGGGCAUCUUAUAACAUGAUUGUAAAACUCAGUCCGUUGGUUAGCUGUAAACAGCUUAGAGUACUUUACUUAAACUACAACUAUGUCAGAGACUGGGCAGAAAUUGCAAAACUUGCUGAACACCAAUUCCUCAAAGAUGUGGGAUUUAUUGACAACCCAAUUUGUAAAAAUCUUGAUAAGGAGGCCUGGCAAAAUAAAAUGAUGAAGACUCUUCCUCGAAUAAACCGUUUAGAUGGAGAAUUUCUUGCAACUGAAGACGAAGCGAAAGAUGCAAAAGAAAUUAAACAGGCAAUUAAACAUGGUACAGAAAUCCCACCUCCGCCACUUCAAGGUACCACAUCAACAACAAACACUUCAGCCCAGCCCUCAGCUCCCUCAACUGCUGAUGCAAACCCUACUUGAAAUUUUAUUAAAAUAAAGUUAAGAUAAGCUUGCA